GGGGCUUCCGAGGCACCGAGUCAAAGCUGGCUGCCGCCCGGGGCUUCCGCGCUUUCGAUUCUGCUUGCAGCGGUUUCUGUCGCUGCCGUCGCCCGGGGCGCCUGCCUCCCCGCCCCGCCGUCCGAACCCCCGAGGAGCGAGGAAACAGCUUUGAUCUCGGAGACCAAGGUCCCUGCUCUCCGCUCCCUUCAGCGCGGCCCGUUCGCUCCCGCUAGGAGCGUGCUGAAGGGGGCCGGUUGCUGGAACGGCCCCAGUGCUCCUUGGCUCAGAGGCCCUUCUCCCCAAAGCCACGCUGCAGAAACCUUGCCCUCUUGCAGCUGAGAGGAGUCACACAGAUCUCAGACCUGAACCAGCGAAAAGGCUGCCUGAAGGAUGGGUGAGACCUUCUCCCAGCUGGACUCUCUAGAGGAGAACAAGUCCAUCCUGUCCCCGGACCCAGCCACUGGUCAUAAAGCCAACAGCUACUCCAGCACCCGUAGGAGCAAGUCCUUUAGUUCCUGUGUGCCUCGUGAAGGGGCUGCUGGUGGUGGCUUUGUGACUUGUCCCACCUGCCAGGGCAGUGGGGAGAUCCCCCGAGAGCUAGAGAAGCAGCUGGUGGCCCUCAUCCCCUACGGGGACCAGAGGCUGAAGCCCAGACACACGAAACUCUUCGUGUUCCUAGCAGUGCUCAUCUGCCUGGUGACCUCCACCCUUAUCGUCUUUUUCCUGUUUCCCCGGUCCAUCGCUGUGCAGCCUGCGGGCCUCAACUCCUCCACAGUGGCCUUUGGCAAGGCUGAUAUCCACCUCAACAUAACGAAUGUCUUGAACAUCUCUAAUCGCAACUACUACCCCAUCACUGUGACCCAGCUGGCCAUCGAGAUCCUGCAUCUCUCCCUCGUGGUGGGGCAGGUCUCUGAGAGCCUCUUCCUGCCCAUCAGCCCUUUGGGCAAUGAACAGAUGUUUUAUGCGGUGGCCAGCAGGAUAUUGGAUGAAAAUACAUACAAAAUAUGUACCUGGCAGAAAAUCAAAGUCCAUCAUGUGCUUUUGCACAUCCAGGGUACCCUGACCUGUUCCUACCUGAGCCAUUCAGAGCAGCUGGUUUUCCAGAGCUAUGAGUACGUGGACUGCCAGGAAAACUCGUCUGUGCCCCAUUUGCUGGCCUCUCACCCACCGUGACCUGUCUACUGUCCCCUGUACUCCAGGAACCUACCAACCGGGUCUGUAUCUUCCUCAACUCCGUUGUGCCCAAGGAUGGACUGUAGUGACUCUUCCAAAGGAAAAACGCUGCUUUACCCUUCCCUCACCCCCACUUCCAUACACACACACCUACACACACUCUGACAUCCUCUGAUUUUCCACAGGAAUAGAAACGGGGUUCCCCCAGGGGCUAGAAUCUGAUUCUGCUCUUGGUCUGCCUUCAAGUCCCUGGAGUGGCACCUGCCCUUUCUGACUGAGCACCUCGCUGGUCACGCUCCCCAGGGCUGGCUCUUCUCUUCCUCCUCCUUUCUCUGUGGAAAAAGCUGAGAUUUUAUCUGGCUUUCCAGGUUCUCCACCCAUAGGAGAGUAGCUUUGGGGGCAUCCACUGCUACCUCCAAGGCCUUUUCAGAUUCAUAGAUGCUCUCCUAUCCCUCCCUGCUUUGAUCAUGUGACAAAGUGAUGGUGGUGGACUGUCACUCUCCUAGUAACUUGUCCCCCGCCCAUCUGACAGCAAGAUUAGCCAAGUCCUUUGGCCCUCUGUCCCUUCUGAUUGAUGACUGCCCCAGGUUCCUAGGAAAACACUCCAGAGAAAGCUCUUCCUCUACAUAAAAUACUCUUAUUCAGCAGGAGUCAAAGUAGCAGAGGAGAGGAGGAAGGCACCUGGGCACCCCCGGGGCCUACACAGGGAAAACUGAGCCAAAGUCAUUUUAUAAGAGUUUAUUAAAGGAC
Messenger RNA from Loxodonta africana (African savanna elephant), 1905 nucleotides. It is a transcript of the gene TMEM106A, whose product is annotated as transmembrane protein 106A. The record is from RefSeq and is a predicted model, not a curated record. The transcript is spliced from 9 exons. Lineage: Eukaryota; Metazoa; Chordata; Mammalia; Proboscidea; Elephantidae. Bases 373 to 1155 code for a protein of 260 amino acids.